Mitosporidium daphniae is the source of this 1590-nucleotide messenger RNA. RefSeq names its product subunit B of DNA polymerase alpha. Gene Ontology annotation, biological process: DNA replication initiation; DNA replication. Gene Ontology annotation, molecular function: DNA binding. Gene Ontology annotation, cellular component: alpha DNA polymerase:primase complex. The record is from RefSeq and is a predicted model, not a curated record. The coding region runs from base 1 to 1590 and encodes 529 amino acids. The transcript is spliced from 4 exons. NCBI's taxonomy places the organism in Eukaryota, Fungi, Microsporidia.
AUGGUCGCCUCUUCUUUGGCUGCGAGUCCCGCUUCUGCUUGGCGGAAGGAGGCCAUGAAAAGGUGCAUUGGGAUCGAAUCCGAUGCAGUCCUGCAGCGGUGCAUAUCCUAUGCGGAGUCUCGGCAUAUGGGCAUCGACACGUUUUGCAAUAAGUUUGAAGCCUGGGCGUUGUCCCAUUUGCACAUAGAGUCUUCCAUGAUGCUCAAUUCAAAGUCCGUUGAUGACUUUUUAUCUUUUGAGACGAACCAGCUUAAAGAAAACGUUGCGUCCAACACGUUGGGUGCUCCAAAUCUUUUGAGCGCGUCCUCAAAAAUCGCGUCUCCUCUUUCUGUAAGGAGCAAAGGCAUGGUUGUAAAUUAUCCGGUCAAUGAAAUCAAAAGGACUUCCAGCUUGACCGACGUGCUUGUUUGGCCUGCCAAUAGCGACCUUAACAAGAUCCAUGCGAACAUUAAUGAAAACAUGGAGGCGCCCGAAAUCUCCUUGUUGUUUGACACGGACCUGCCCGGGCGAUACAUGAGAAUCGUCUGGCCUCGAGUGGUGAAAUGGAUAAACAGAAGAAUUGAAGAGUUUUCAAACUAUUUCACGCUGGCCGAAGGGCAUGAGUGGAGCCAUCCCGGAAUUCCGAGCCAUGAGCCGGUUUUUUGCUAUGGAAGGCUUGUCUCGGACUCUGAUUCUUCGAAAUGGAACGAAAAGUCCAUUCAAUUGGAGUGUUCCAGAGAACUAGGUUCCGGGUGCAGGGUCCAUUUAGAUUUGAUGGAUCUCCCUGGGUUUUCCUUCAUCCCGGGAGAGGGCAUUUCCCUGAUUGACGGGUUUUAUCCCACCGAGUUGCUGCCUUUAAAGCCUUUGGACAAGCCCGUGUCUACUGUGGGCGAUCAUUCAGACAUGCACUUCAAGGCUUCAAAUAUCUUUUGUGCUGCUGGUCCGUUUGCCUUGGUGAAAAAAUCUGACGAUGGGUCCUACACCUUGGACUAUGCCCCAUUGGAGACCUUGUUUGGGCAUAUCCGAAAUUCAAAGCAUGCGUCGUCCUUGGUGCUGCUAUUGCUUGGGCCAUUUGUCGACUCGGACAGUGUCAUUUCAAUGGCCCGGAAUGUGAUUUCAUCGCCGUUCCAUUCGUUCGAACAGCUGUUUAAAGAAGAGAUUUCAAUCCGAAUUGGGGGCCUGCUGUCAUCCAAAAAAAAGAUCAAAGUGAUCCUUAUUCCGAGCCAAAAUGAUGUCAUUCACGACUAUGUGUUUCCCCAGGCCGCCCUUUCCAGAGAUGUGCUCGCCAUCCCAAAUGUACUGCUUCACAAUUUACCGUUAGGAUACGUGUGUAGCUCAGGGUAUGGCAAGGAGGCCAUGCAAUCUACACUUCUGUCUUGGAACAUAGCUCCAGAUCUCCUAAUAAUACCUUCCGCGCUUAGACAUUUUGUAAAAACAGUUGAUGAUGUUCUUUGUAUCAAUCCGGGAACGCUUGUUUCAAAAGGCGGGCAUAGUACGGGCUCAUUUUGCGAAAUUUUCGUACAGAAGCUAGGCUUUCCGCUUGUCGACUCCGACAUGAUCCCACAUUUUGCAGAUAAGAGAAGCGUCGUGGUUAUUAAAUCGUUAAACUAG